Microthlaspi erraticum is the source of this 870-nucleotide messenger RNA. NCBI's taxonomy places the organism in Eukaryota, Viridiplantae, Streptophyta, Magnoliopsida, Brassicales, Brassicaceae. The record is from the annotation of a GenBank genome assembly.
AUGACCACGAAUGAAGUUCCCUCUGGUGUUUCGAAUUGCUAUGUGUUCAAAAGCCGGCUGCAGGAAUAUGCUCAGAAAUACAAGCUACAGACUCCUAUAUAUGACACUGUCAAAGAAGGCCCUUCCCACAAGUCUUUCUUUCAGUCGACAGUAAUAGUCGACGGUGUCAGGUAUAGGUCGUUGCCUGGAUUCUUCAAUCGCAAGGCUGCAGAGCAAUCAGCUGCAGAGGUUGCUCUCCGGGAAUUAGCUAAAUCCAGUGACCUAACCCAAUGUGUUUCACCGCCUGUUCACGAAACGGGGUUAUGCAAGAAUCUUCUUCAAGAGUACGCUCAAAAGAUGAACUACGCGAUUCCAGUGUAUCAGUGCCAAAGGAGUGAAACUAUUGGGAGAGGUCUACAUUUCACAUGUACUGUAGACGUUGGAGGCAUCAAGUACACAGGAGCUGCGACAAAAACUAAAAGAGAAGCUGAGAUAAGCGCCGGGAGAACCGCUCUCGUAGCGAUCCAGUCAGAAUCUAAAAUGAACCUUGACGACUACAACACUGAGCUUACUGUAGUUCCUUUUGAGAAGAAGCCAGUGGAGGCAGCAAUCCCGGUGAAAGAAACCACCAAGACUCCAAAAGCCAUGAAGGCAAAGUUCAAGAAGAAGGCUCGGAAAGGAAAGCGGUUUGUAGCAAAGGAUUGUGAAGAUACUAUCGUCCCUCCUCAACCUCGUGAAGAUAUCGUCGUCCCUCCUCAACCGACCGAGCAUUGUGAAAACGUUAAGGCAGAGAAUGUUGAGACGACGAUAAAACUGGAACCUUCUUCGUGCAUGAACGGGUUUAAGGAGGCAGCGUUUGAGAGUGUGGAGACGGAAGCAAGCCAAGCGUAA